CGUCACAGGAAGUCACAGGUUUUCAAACGAGUCCCAUUAUUUUUUCGCACUAAUAUUGAGGGUUUGUGAAGUUAAUUAACGUAACGCACAAUAUCAGCCGAAGUAGUUUUUCCUGCAUUAAAUCUCUGAACUGAGUGACCAUUUCCUCAUAUGGCAAGCGACUCCAGAGUUAGUGAAACACGUUGUUUCCGUGGGCUCUCUCUCUUUAACCCGCAUAUUCUAAAACUGAAUUAUGAGAUAAUUCAAUGUUAACAGCACCCCUGGACCUGGAUGAAGUGAACGGAAUUGCUACAAUGAAACUGUAAGGACAUGUUACGCUACAGCUGAGUUUAUGUGAAAGCGUGAAGAGUGAAAAAUAGCGGAGAGCAAACAUGAACUUCACAGGGAAGCAAGAUGAACCAAAGGCGGUAUCCAACUCAUGUUUUGGGCAACAACCGUACACAGCAGAUGAGUACCAGGCGAUCCAGGCUGCGUUGCGACAGAAACUUGGCCCAGAAUACAUAAGCACUCGUAUGGCCGGAGGUGGACAAAAGGUAUGCUAUAUUGAGGGCCAUAAAGUCAUCAGUAUUGCCAAUGAGAUGUUUGGGUACAAUGGUUGGUCUCACUCCAUCACUCAGCAAACAGUUGACUUUGUGGAUCUCAUCAAUGGAAAAUUCUAUGUUGGAGUUAGUGCAUUUGUGAAAGUACAGUUAAAGGAUGGGUCAUAUCAUGAAGACGUGGGCUAUGGUGUGUGUGAGGGACUGAAGUCUAAAGCAUUGUCACUGGAGAAGGCUAGGAAAGAAGCUGUUACAGACGGACUGAAAAGAUCACUCAAGUGCUUUGGAAAUGCUCUUGGUAACUGCAUCCUCAACAAGGAGUAUCUCAUCGCCAUUAACAAGAUCCCUAAACAACCCACGCCACCUCUAGAUCCCGCUCUUACCAAGCGAUCUGAUGGUGAACCAUCAGUAGAGAAGGCCAGACAUGCCAGUCUGGUUAGUCGCCGGUCUGCUGGCCAAACUGAGGAUAUUCUGAGGGAGACGCGCGCCAAGCAGCCAAGGGUCCAGCUGGAACCACAGGAUGACAAAAGUGAUGUCAUGACAUCUCUUUCAUUGAACACUCCUGGACACUCUGCUCUACCGGACCCUGACAAGAGGCCCAGCACCACAUUCAGUAGGUCUUCAGUGGACAUGGGUGACAUGUCUCCCGCUGACCAGCAGGUGGACCCCAAGCAGCUGAGGAAGCUGAGGCAGCAGCAGCUACAGCAGAAGUUUCGACAGGAGAUGGAAGCUAAGAAGAUACAGGAGAACAACCAAACCCCUCUCGGACAGGAGCCUGGAGCUUCUCAUGUGCUGAUGGGCUCCAACCUGGAGAUGGCUGGUCAAGACACACCUAAUCUUCAUGCCGUGAAGUGUGAGGAUGAGUGCUUGACUGAUGAUCCGGCGCUGUGGGACUUAACUCUUGACCUGUUGGAUCAACCUCCUCAUACCACGGCCACAAGCCCUUGUUCCUCCACAUCGGGUAGUGAGCACGGAAUGUCGACGCGAAGUAAGACACCGCAAGGAGCACCAAGCCUGCUGGCUGCAGUGCAACCUCAGGGCAAUGGAGGGCUCCCACCGCACCGGUCCAAUCAGUCAUGCAGAGAUUGAAUCAAACAGGUCAAGCUGUAAACACACACACGCCAUGUGAAUUUAAGAAACAGAGAUUUGACCCUUGAGGAGUUCGAAGCAUAGAUUUUAUAAAGAGUUAAAUGUUAUUGUUCUGGUUUUGAUUUUAUUUGAGUUCUGUGCAAUUUGUAAUAAAUGUUUUAAGUUAUAGUGCA
Molecule: messenger RNA, 1798 nt
Organism: Sardina pilchardus (European sardine)
Lineage: Eukaryota; Metazoa; Chordata; Actinopteri; Clupeiformes; Clupeidae
Gene: rad52
Product: RAD52 homolog, DNA repair protein
Exons: 11
Coding region: 372-1625 (417 amino acids)
Biological process (GO): double-strand break repair via homologous recombination; DNA recombinase assembly; double-strand break repair via single-strand annealing
Cellular component (GO): nucleus
Source: RefSeq, a predicted model, not a curated record